Aureobasidium pullulans EXF-150 is the source of this 1699-nucleotide messenger RNA. Its product is annotated as gamma-glutamyl phosphate reductase. The record is from RefSeq and is a predicted model, not a curated record. The coding region runs from base 1 to 1365 and encodes 454 amino acids. The transcript has 3 exons. Gene Ontology annotation, molecular function: glutamate-5-semialdehyde dehydrogenase (NADP+) activity; NADP binding. NCBI's taxonomy places the organism in Eukaryota, Fungi, Ascomycota, Dothideomycetes, Dothideales, Saccotheciaceae.
AUGUCCCUCACAAACGGCUCCCCGGCCUCAGCGGCCAAAGCAGCAAAACUCUCCUCCCGCACCCUCGCCAUCCUCAGCACCUCUGACAGAAACUUCGCUUUACAAUCCAUUCACGAUGCUCUCUCUGCAUCCAAAUCAGACAUCUUGGCGGCCAAUGCUAGGGAUUUGGAAAUCGCGACCAAGAGUGCGGAAGACGGAGAAUUGAGUCAGAGUAUUUUGAAGAGGUUGGAUUUGUCGAGGCCGGGUAAAUUUGAGGAUAUGUUGAAGGGGAUUUUGGAUGUGAUGGGGUUGGAUGAUCCUGUUGGAAAGGUGGAUAUGAGGACAGAGUUGGAUGAUGGACUUAUUUUGCAACGGCAAUCAUGUCCUAUUGGUGUUUUGUUGAUCAUCUUCGAGGCUCGUCCUGAGGUUAUUGCAAACAUCGCUUCUUUGGCUAUCAAGUCAGCGAACGCUGCUAUUCUGAAGGGCGGCAAGGAGUCGACAGAAUCAUUCAAGAUCAUCUCCACAGUCAUCUCCAAGGCACUCGAGAGCACGAAGGUUCCCAACGACUCGAUCCAACUUGUGACCACCAGAGAUGCCGUGGAUCCCCUCCUUCAACUCAGCCAGUACAUCGAUCUCGUCAUUCCUCGUGGAUCCAACGAACUCGUCCGCCACUGUCAACGUGAGGCUCACAUGCCCGUUCUUGGUCACGCUGAUGGUUUGUGCCACUACUACAUUCACCCUGAUGCUGAGCCCGAGAUGGCUGCCAGCGUCAUUGUGGACUCAAAGACAGAUUACCCGGCAGCUUGCAACUCUCUCGAAUCGCUACUCGUCAACGAGGACGCUUUGAAGACUAUUCUGCCCGGUGUAGCAUCAGCUCUGCUCGCAAAGGGUGUAUCAUUGCGUUGCGAUCCCGCCUCGAAAGCAGGACUCUCGGAAACGCUGGACAAGCACGAAGCCGCCAUGCUGCAAGAAGCCGGCGAGACCGACUUCGAUACCGAGUUCCUCGAUCUCAUCCUCGCCAUCAAGACCAUUCCUAGAACAGAGAACCCGCUAGAUGCCGUCGACGCCGCUGUCGAGCACAUCAACAUGCACGGCUCUCACCACACAGACGCCAUCCUCACAUCCUCAGAAGAAACCGCCGAUCGCUUCUGCAAUGGCGUCGACAGUGCUUGCAAGUUCUGGAACUGCAGUACUAGAAUGUCAGAUGGUAUGCGCUUUGGCUUUGGCACCGAGGUCGGCAUCAGCACGAACAAGGUUCACGCUAGAGGACCUGUAGGUCUGGAAGGUCUUUGCAUUCACGAGUACAGAAUCAAGGGCUCUGGACAGGGUGCUGCGAUGUACGGUUCUGGUGGCAGACAGUGGAAGCACAAGAAGCUGCCGCUUUAGAGAAGUUACGAGCGCUAGGUAUGUAGUAUAGAGAUUGGCCUCAUGGAAGAAAUGAUGGCGGGCAACAAAAUGUAAAAUGUUUAUGACCUUCUCACAAAAGCAGAAAGUAGUUUGGCGAUCGAAAUGGCUAUCACAGGUCGGCCACCAAGGUAAUCGAGGUUCUUUCCGUAGAGUAAGCGGAAAGGUAUGGAACCCGACAGCAAAGUCCUCGAAAUCGUGACUGGUGACAGAAGUUGCGUUCACUCGAUGAAGCGGCGCUCCCUCCUCAGCUUCCAGAUGAUUCAAAUUUGCUUCACUCGCAGAACGUCGGAGCCUCAAGCUACAAUUGAAGAAG